Aspergillus welwitschiae is the source of this 531-nucleotide messenger RNA. RefSeq lists its product as uncharacterized. Bases 169 to 441 code for a protein of 90 amino acids. The transcript is spliced from 3 exons. The record is from RefSeq and is a predicted model, not a curated record. Lineage: Eukaryota; Fungi; Ascomycota; Eurotiomycetes; Eurotiales; Aspergillaceae.
AUGACCUCUAAGUCUGACGCAGCUAGUGCCAAAAUAUGGUACUGUUAUGCGAUGCAGUUUAGUUACCCCGCUCUCCCCACUGGGAUAUCCGAUUAUCAUCUUUCAGUCAAAAACGCAGUAUAAGGCCCACCAAGCCCCAACAACACAACCCCGUUAAAAAAUAUCACAAUGCCCCAAAUUUUUUCUUCUGGAACAUGCCAUAUCCAUGACAGAAUGCGGUUGAGAAAGCCACACUUGCAAGAUACACUCCCAAUCCAGCUAUGUGUUCUAUGCAAUCGCUCUUUUUGCGCCGCCCACAAGGGAAAAGAGGAUAACGUCUGUGAGAUCAAUCAUGAGACAUACUAUCGAAACCACCCAGCCGCCCGGGAGUACUUGUAUCGCACUUAUGAAGAUUGGAAGAAAGACAACGAAAACAUGAUUAUGGAUGAUAUGUGGCAGUAAACUGUGCUGGGUCUCAUGUGGAAGAUACAUUGUUCCGAGCCUGUCCAGAAGAAGGGUUAAGUCCAUUUUGGCAUUAUUGUUUAAAGAGGG